Galeopterus variegatus (Sunda flying lemur) is the source of this 4220-nucleotide messenger RNA. It is a transcript of the gene ZBTB6, whose product is annotated as zinc finger and BTB domain containing 6. Bases 205 to 1479 code for a protein of 424 amino acids. The transcript is spliced from 2 exons. Gene Ontology annotation, molecular function: DNA-binding transcription factor activity, RNA polymerase II-specific; protein binding; RNA polymerase II cis-regulatory region sequence-specific DNA binding. The record is from RefSeq and is a predicted model, not a curated record. Gene Ontology annotation, biological process: regulation of transcription by RNA polymerase II. NCBI's taxonomy places the organism in Eukaryota, Metazoa, Chordata, Mammalia, Dermoptera, Cynocephalidae.
CUCCUCUGUGUGGGCCCUCGUGCUUGGGGCAGGAACACAGAUAAGCCAGGCACCAUCUCACGGUGCUUGGGGAGCACCUGUCGGGGAGACGCGAGGAGUCGUCGUCACGUUGGUCUUACUUGAUUUGGGCUUAAAGGAGGCAAAUCACUAGCUGGUAAAAGGCAUUGGAGGCGCAGAUGUAACAGACGUGCAAAGAUUGUGACCAUGGCUGCGGAGUCUGAUGUUCUACACUUCCAGUUUGAACAACAAGGAGAUGUGGUCUUGCAGAGAAUGAAUCUCUUGAGACAGCAAAAUUUAUUUUGUGAUGUAUCAAUUUAUAUUAAUGACACUGAGUUCCAAGGGCACAAGGUGAUUUUGGCUGCUUGCUCCACUUUCAUGAGAGAUCAGUUUUUACUCACACAGUCAAAACAUGUCAGAAUCACCAUCUUGCAGAGUGCAGAAGUUGGCAGAAAAUUGUUGCUGUCUUGCUAUACUGGAGCACUUGAAGUUAAAAGGAAAGAGCUUUUGAAAUAUUUGACUGCUGCCAGUUACCUUCAGAUGGUUCACAUUGUGGAAAAGUGCACAGAAGCUUUGUCAAAGUACCUGGAAAUUGAUCUUUCUAUGAAAAACAACAACCAGCACACUGACCUAUGUCAAUCCUCUGAUCUAGAUGUUAAGAAUGAAGAAGAAAAUUCUGAUAAAGACUGUGAGAUAAUUGAAAUUUCAGAAUAUAGUCCUGUAAACAUAGAUUUCCACGUUAAAGAAGAACAAAGUAAUGCUUUACAGUCUACAGUAGAGAACUUGGCAUCAGAGAGAAAGGAAAUGACGUCACCAGAGCUAUCUACAGUAGAUAUAGGUUUUAAAGACAAUGAAAUUUGUAUCCUACGUGUAGAGUCUAUCAGUACAGCUGGUGUAGAAAAUGGGCAGUUUUCACAGCCAUGUACCUCUUCAAAAGCAAGCAUGUAUUUCUCUGAAACACAGCAUUCAUUGAUCAAUUCUACAGUUGAGAGCAGAAUAGCAGAAGUUCCUGGGAGUCAAGGUCAGGGCUUAUUUUGUGAGAAUACUGAAGGAAGUCAUGGUACAGUGAAUGAGAUUCAGAAUCUGGAGGAGGGUUAUUCACUGAGGCACCAGUGCCCUAGGUGUCCUCGAGGCUUUCUUCAUGUUGAAAACUAUCUGCGCCACCUUAAGAUGCAUAAACUGUUCUUGUGUUUACAAUGUGGGAAAACAUUUACACAGAAGAAAAAUCUCAACCGACACAUUCGAGGGCACAUGGGCAUACGGCCCUUUCAGUGUACAGUGUGCUUGAAAACAUUUACUGCUAAAAGCACACUUCAGGACCACUUGAACAUACACAGUGGGGAUCGGCCAUACAAAUGCCACUGUUGUGAUAUGGAUUUCAAGCACAAAUCUGCUCUCAAAAAGCACUUAACCUCUGUCCAUGGCAGAAGCAGUGGGGAAAAACUACCUAGGCAUGAUCUCAAAAGACAAAAUCUCCUAUAAUUAGAAUCACAGACUUGCUUUAUAAACCUUAUAUCAUUCUACUAGGCAAAUGUUUCUGUAGAAAUGCAGCAUUUGUAAUAUUGCAUUCCAACCCCCCCCCCAUCUUUAGGUCUUAUUUUUGGUCUGCUUACACAUAUUUUUCUUUCUCAACUUCUGAAUGCUUCAAGGUUAUGGGAGGUAUGAUAAAGCUGAUGGGAUUCUGUCUUGUCUCGUACAUUACAUUUAAGUCUCAGUGGUAAACUUACAGAAACUGUUCCUUUCUUAAAUAUUCUUGAUUUUAGUGACAGGAUCCAGCAGUAUUUGCAGAUUCUGAUUUGGAAUCUCUAGAUAAUUGGUUUAAGUGUAAAAUUUAACUAUAUAAUAACUUCAAUGAAUUAGGAUAACAAGAAGAGAAAAUAAAUUUAAAAACUAUUAUCUGUUACUAGUCACUUUAGGAACAGAUGGGAAUAGCAAUUUAUCUUUUAAAUUUUUAACCAACUGCUCUUGGAUUCUAAAGUAAACACCAAGGUACCUGUUGUUUUAAACUAUAAAGCAACACAAUUCAGAUUCACUUGGGAGUAGGAGAAUUUCCUUGUAAUGGGUUAAUAUUCCUUAUAUCCCUGAGUUGUUAGUAUACAUAUUUUAGAAAUGAUUAAUUGGGCUCAAGUUUCUUGAGCUUAUUUAAUACAGUUGGUUUCAAUAAUUUUGUGACCAGUAAAAUUAUACCAUUGUCAUGAAGCUGUGAAAAUUACUUUUCUUAGAAAUUCCAACUUUACCAAAGAUAUUUGUCCUACUGUUUCCUUUUUAAAGUUCUUUAUUUUAUUCUAUUUUUUGGUUAACAUGUAGUAAGGUUGGCCUUUCUGGUGUAUAGUUCUAUGAAUUUUAACAGAUUAUAGAUUUGUGCACCAGCACUGCAAUCAGUAAAAAGAACAGUUCCAUCACCCCCCAAAACUCCCUCAUGCUGCCCCUUUGUAAUCAACCCUUCUAGCUCUAAACUCUGGCAAAAUUCAUCGCUACAAUUUUGCCUUUUCUGCAAUGUCACAUAAAUGGAAUCUUAUGCUUUUUUUGACCCAGUGUAAUAUCUGUUACGUUUCAUCCAUGUUGUGAGUAUCAAUAGUUCAUUCCCUUUUUAAAUUUUGAAUUGGCAAUGUAUAUUAGUUCUAGCAUCACUGGAUACCCGUGGGUAAGUAUUAGUGUUGUAAUAAAUUUUAUAAAUUUAUUAGUGUUGUUAUAAAUUUUAAAUUUACAUUAUUACAGUUUACUUCCACUAUAUUUUGACAGAAAUCUUAACCAUCCCUAGAGUUUUACUCUGUAUUUCCAGAAAAGUGCCAAAAGCAAAAUGAUGAUUGGAUAAUUAUUUUAGUGACAAUAAUAUUUCAGACUGUGUUCUGGGCCAUAGCUCUCUCAUAUCCCUGUCUACAUAUAAUAUACAACUUUUUUAUUGUUAUAACAAAGAUUAAAAUAUAUUGCAGGGCAAAUCUUUUUCUCUAAAACACAGGUACUACUUUUAAUAAAGAAACUAGACUGGAUGUUUCUUACUUUCAAGCUGUUCUGUUCCUCCUCUACUUACCUCACCUUUAUGUAGAAUUUCUACUGAAUUUAAUUUUUAUUGAAGCCCUUCCAUAUUUUAAAGUGAGAUAUACUUUGUACCAUUUAUAAAAGUUUUGUGAAAAAAUCACGUGUUGAUCUAAAUGUUAAAUAUCCUUUUGUGAUACUUUUUGUGGGAAAGAUAUUCUUCAUAGAAUUUUAACUCUGGGAGAGACUUCAAAAAGUCCAGGUCUCAUAUUUGAUGAGAAAAUUGACUUCCUAACCCAGGUCACUAGUUAGUGAUGUUGGGCAGGUCACCUCUCCCUGAACUUUACUUCAUAUGUAAAAUAAUAACUUUGAUGUUGAUAACUUGUAAGGUCAUUUCUAGGUCUAAAAUUCUAUGAUUUUAUAUUUAACUCUUCCUGAGAAGAGAGUAGAGGGGAAAACAAGAGAGGAGAGUUUUGUAUGUUCAUGAAUGUUGCCAUUUGAGUACUAGUAAAUUGCGUUUUUUUUCCACUAGAGAAUAUGAUAGCUUAGUGCUCAAUUUUCUUUCCCAUUUGACCUUAGAUUGGCCAUUUUUAGGCAUGAAAAUAUUUCCCUUUCUGAAAUAGUUUGUGAUUGAAAUACUUUUCUUAUUUUUGCUUCCUAGAAUGAAAUUUUGAAGAGGGAGGGAUGGGGAGGGGAGGAGAGAACAAAAGAAUAGGAAUAAACUGAUAUUUUAGGAAUUGGUAUCUAGUAUCUUGGAUGUUUGAAAAAGUCUUUGGUUGAAACUGUUUAAGUUUUAUGUGUGCCUUGUAAGAUUGUUGUAAAAUUUUUUGUGAGCACUUUGAGAUUUUUGCUUGGGGGAGGGGUGUUUUGUGAAAUUAAUGGUUGUUAUUUAUGUUAUUUGUUCCUGUUCACUAGCACAGAGUGGUCUCAAAACAUUCCUAGGAGAGUAUCUGUUUGCAUGAUGUGUCUAAAAAAUUUCUGGAAAAUGGAAUGUUUUUCAAAAUGCAGGUGUGGCAAAGGAAGGUGUAGAACCGAUUCACCUAAAACUUUCAAGUUGCUUAUGUUUCUGAUAUGAGAGAAUAAUGCAAAUAGUUUGACUUCAGCCUCUUCAUUUACUGCAUUUAUGUAUAAGAUCUUGAAAAGAUACUUGUUACUUUGCUGUAAGAGAAAACCCUUGCCCUUUUCCUUGGAUGUAACUAUCUUCUGUGUUUACAUAAAAAAUAAUAAACUGGAGGUGGGAAUGGAGA